AUGGUGGGACUGGACUAUCGGCACGGCAUCUCCGUCUUGGAGGUUAUUGUGUAUAUUCCUAGCUUGAUUAUUGCUUUGUGGGUAGCAUACAGGCAUGGGUUCAAAAGAAGCGCGGGUUGGAUCACACUGGUCAUUUUCUCGCUGGUCCGCGUGAUAGGCUCUUGUUGCUUUCUGGCUACCCUUGGCUAUCCGACUUCAAAAGACCUCUACGUGGCAUGGGCAGUAUGCAGCUCAAUCGGCUUGUCCCCACUGACGAUCUCCUGCGUCGGUCUGCUCUCUCGAGUCAAUGAAUCAAUAAAACAACAGUCUGGCAAAGAAGUCAGUCCGCGCCUAUUCAGAUUACUCGGUCUUGCCACUUUAGUCGCGGUGAUUUUGUCUAUCAUCGGCCAGGUUAAAAAUACCAAUCUGGGACAAGAGAGCUCAAUUAGUACUCUGACCAAAGUCGGCGUGGUUAUAUUCUUGGUCACAUGGGCCGGCUUGGCUUUCUUGCUUUUCUGGAUCGCAUCGCGGUUCAAUUAUAUCGAGGAUGGCGAGCGCAGACUGGUUUUCGCUGUGGGCUUGUCAGUCCCAUUGCUGCUCGUUCGCGUGCUCUACUCGGUUCUUGCAGCCUUCUCUCAUAACCCCGAGUUCAACAUGUUCUCUGGAAGUCCCACCAUCAUGUUGGUCAUGGCUGUCUUGGAGGAGAUUGCGAUCUGUGCCAUCUGUCUGGGAACGGGUGUUACUUUGUCUGUGCGAAAAUACACAGAUUACCACGAAGAGCUUGCACCCAUCAGAUAA
Molecule: messenger RNA, 777 nt
Organism: Penicillium lagena
Lineage: Eukaryota; Fungi; Ascomycota; Eurotiomycetes; Eurotiales; Aspergillaceae
Exons: 2
Coding region: 1-777 (258 amino acids)
Source: RefSeq, a predicted model, not a curated record